UUGCAACUUGUCCACAACCGCGACUAAGAACGCGUCCAAGACGCGUUGUUCAUCAUGAAACGAAAAACACAGGAGAGUAACGCUGACGGAAGCCGAAAACGUCUGAAAACUACUUCUCCUCAGUCUCAUUCCUCAGGCGCAGAACUAUUCGACUUUCCUGAACACCAACGGUAUAUUGCCUCGAUCCUUCAUGACCAGGAUGUCGACGGGAAACCUGGAUACAUUGCUGGCAAAGUAUUCAUGAAGUAUCCCGAGUCUGAGCAGAAUAUUCACUUCAUCAUCACUACGGAUGAUUCGGAGAUUGGGAGCAAGAGAUUACGAGUAGAAGUCGUUUUCGGGAAGAAAUGUUCGAAACUGUUAAGGCGGCUGGACAUCAACUUCCCACUCUCUUCUGUUAUUCUUCUGUCCCUGCGAGGGUGCUCAGCAGACUCUGGAAACUCGUCUCACGGUGUUACAGGGAAGUUGAAGUUUGCGGACAAGGUCUUGUUGAAGAUAUUGUCCCCGGGACUCGAUGAUGUAGUAGUGGAUCUUUGGGACUCAAACCCACUUAUACCAUCCAGAAGCGCUGACUCUGAUUGGUUCAGCACCCCUAGAGAGCAUCCCGUAGAGGGGUCAGCUGUCGCCGCAGAGACUAAAAAGAUCAGCAGAAGAGACAGGAGGCUUCUCAGGGCUAAAGUGCAUCUAGAGAAAGUCAACGACACAAAUAAGAUUGAUUCCGACGUUGUCUCUAUCAAAGCGCCAAAAGAUCUCGCUACCGCAUCUGAGCCUGUUACCCCCAAACAUGUCCCUCUGAAUCCCGUUCCAGCACAAGAAACGAAAGCGCCGUUGGACAAAGUAGAUGGUCCCUUGGGGUUGAAAGCGGGUUGUCGCUCCGAAAAAGCCUUGUAUACUUCGCUAUUAAAUGCCACAAAAGCUUCUAUCUUUUAUAAUGUGGUUGGUGUUGUAUUUUCUGACUCCCUUAUAAGUCAAACUUCUAGCGGAGACUACAUGUGUGGCCUGCAACUGGUAGAUCCCGGUAAUAGGUCACCCUCUGACAACACACAUUUUGUGGGCACCCCAACAAAAGUAAAUUGUUUCGCGAUCAAUUCCAAGUGGUUGCCUAGUGUUCGUGAGGGUGAUAUCGUUAUCCUUCACAACGUUAAAGCUUCAAAUUUCAAUGGGGGUACAAACCUUGUAGGCUAUAAAGAUAGACUCCAAUGGGCGAUAUACGGGCGGGAUGGAAAACUGGCACAUGGUGUUAUUCCAUCUGACAUUCCGAGAGACACUACUACAGACAGAGGCUUCCGCUUUACGCCUUUUCUCCAAAGCGGAGAUUCCACUCUUCUGAGUUAUUGCUCGAAACUACGCGAAUGGUGGAACGCUGUCGAGUGCAAAAAGAAGGAAUUCUUGGGCAAGACACACCAAGUUGGAAACAACGUCCUGACGCCCCCUCCAGAACGGAGUGCCCGACCGUGGCUCUCAAUCAAAGACGCAAACACGGGUACUAUAUCUAAUGGAUAUUUCAAUUGUGUUGCCGAGAUCAUUCACAAACAUCGCCCAGAUCAACAGUACUACGAGAUCUACGUCACCGACUAUACUUCGAAUGACAAAUGCCCGACUUACGACAAUGCUGAUUGGUGUCCUCCUGGGUUGGCAAAAUCGUGUCUCAGAGUCGAACUGUGGGAUCGGUCUACUCCGUUGGGACCGGAUAUGGAAAUUGGAGACUUCUACAGUUUCAGAAAUAUACGUAUGAAAAUGGCAAAUAAUGGAUACUAUGAGGCCAAAAUACAGGAGCCGAAGAUAUCAAAAUUAGAUCCAGAUGAGCAUGGCUCGACUCACACUAUUUUGAAGAGUCUAUUAGAGCGAAGGGCGAAAUGGGCUACGAAGCACAAUAUUGAAGAACGUCUAGAGAAAUUAGAAUACACGAAAAUAGAAGAUGUUGAAAUGCGAGCUCGUUUUAACUGCAUUGUGGAGAUCCUUCAUGUUGAUCUCCCUGACGGCCCCGGUAGCGCAAAAGUUUACGCCACUGACUAUACCGCCAACGACUUGCUCCCCGAACCCGACUUCGACGCCAACGAUUUUGAUGGCCUUCACAAGCGUGUUUUCAAAUUUGUGUUGCGGGAUUCGCAGGCUGAAAAAGCCAAAGCGUUGGAACGAGGAAACGUAUGCGUAUUCCAGAAGGUGAUGAUGAAGCUGCUCAAUACGGAAAAUGUCGGUGACCUUGGUGGGGAGCAACGACUUAUAAGCCGAUUAAACCCGGGCCUGGAUAGUCAUAAAGCGCUGAUGAAGGACUUGGAGAAUCGAAAGAAGAUAUUCUUUGGAACUCCUGACGACGCGAAAGCAUCUCUUGGACGGUCAAGAUCUCCCUCGACCUCAACAUCAACCUCCGAACCUCGAUUUCCAGAUUCACCUGGACGCACCAGUCCUCUUCCCUCGUCUCCGAAAAUUUGCACAUCCAUCAAGCAACUACGAUCUCGCGUUGGCACCACUGUGUUGUUCGGUAUCCCAGCACGGGUCAAAUGGGCCAAGCCUCGUGAACUUUGGGAUUAUUGCCGGCCUUAUUGUAAGAAAUGUGAAAAACGCAUUCCCCCCAAUCAGAAAGCUUGUGUAGCCUGCGAUGACUUUGAUCAUGAGUUCGUCAUCUAUCAAUAUAGCUUCAACCUCAGCAUCGAAGACAAAGAAGGAAAUGAGAUGCCGGUUACGGUAUUGGAUGAGGCCCUGUUUCUGAAUGAUUUGCCCCGCGUGAACUUAAAUCAAGAUUCAGCAGCUUUGGGAAAAUUCCGGGCAUGUUUUGAGAAGCUUGCUGGUAAUGUUCUGGAGUAUCAGAACGAACGUUGCGCUGGCAUUGACGAUACAAAGUUGAAGACGCCGUUUGUUUGUUUGUAUGGGGCCCGGUAUGAGGAAGAAGGAAAACAGAUUUGUCAAUUACUAUCCUACACGCUGCUCGAAAACUAAGCAGGAAUCGCAUUGGUAUCGGAUUCAUCGUAUAUUAUAAGUAUCGUUAUUACUUGAAUGUUUACAGCCUUAUAAAGGAUUCAUGGUUCAUAUUAUGUUUCUGUUAUUUACACUUUGUCUUUCCCAUCCGGCCGCUGGUUUCGCAGGGUCCACACCGAGCUCUGUAAUUUACAUUUCCCC
This is a messenger RNA of Lentinula edodes (shiitake mushroom), 3114 nucleotides long. RefSeq lists its product as uncharacterized. Gene Ontology annotation, molecular function: G-rich strand telomeric DNA binding; telomerase inhibitor activity. Lineage: Eukaryota; Fungi; Basidiomycota; Agaricomycetes; Agaricales; Omphalotaceae. Gene Ontology annotation, cellular component: nuclear telomere cap complex; chromosome, telomeric region. The transcript has 11 exons. The record is from RefSeq and is a predicted model, not a curated record. Bases 55 to 2934 code for a protein of 959 amino acids. Gene Ontology annotation, biological process: regulation of telomere maintenance via telomerase; telomere capping.